UCAGAUGGAUGACACGAAGCUGCGCCGAAUCGAGCGCGAGCUGGAGCAGACGCGCAACGCGCUGCACUGGCAGACGAAACGCUGCAACCAUCUAGUGGCAGCGCUCACACUCAAACUGGAGCAACGCGACGCCGACGUCUUGGCGACGCGACACGAACGCGAAACGCAACUGGCGCAGAUCAUGCGCGCGCUGCUCGUGCUUGAGGCGCGUCUGCGCCGCGAACAGCGCAGCAUACGCGCACAGCUCGGCAGUCGCGACGCGCUUAUCAGAGAGCAGCAGCUGGAGAUCGAGCGGCUGAAGAAGAUGAUCGAGCCGCAGCGACCAGUCAGUCCGCCCGAGAGUUUCCGCAACGAUCCCACAGAAGAGUGCGAUGUCAGUGUCAAGCCAGAUCUCAUCAGUUCGCUGGGGAUUUGGCAGCAAACCAACAACAAACCCUUGAAGACUGCACAAACCUCAAACGGGGAGCAACACCUUGAGGAAUGGCAGCCUGUCAACCCUUCAACAAAUCUAGUAGCUUCAAAACCACCAGAGCACCAUCUUGAGGAUUCCCUGGGGAUUUGGCCCAACAAACCCAUCAAGACCCCGCACACCUCAAAAGGGCACCAACAUCUUGAGGAACGGCAGCAUCAACCCAACAACCUAUCAACGAAUCUAGAACCUUCAAAAACCAAAUCACCCAAUCUUAAGGAAUUCACCAGCAGAAGAACUGAAGAAAUUUCAAAAAUGCCAAAACAUCAUCUUCAGGAAUUCAGAAGCAAAAGAACUGAUGGAACGUCAAUAGCAGAAGAGCGUCAUCUUGAGGGACUCACCAAUCAUGACUACAGAGAACCCUUGGUGUCAAAUGGUGGUAGUACCAAUCCUGAAAACCCUUUGACUACAGAUGUAACCAAUACUACAAAAUUUGACCAUGAUGAACCAUCGGUGACAAAUGGUGGUAGUACCAAUCUAGGAAACCCUGUGAUUACAGAAGCAAGCAAUACCACAAAGUAUGUAACAAUCAAUGAUAGUUCAGGAGAUGUGGGGUCAUCAAAGUUUAGGCCAAAAUCAUUGUCAGCCAAUGAUUGUUCCACUGAAGAUGUGGGGACAAAAGGGGUGGGUACCAACAAAUACCGACAGAAAGGUUUGUUGAUAAAUGGUGACCUUGAAGACUUGACCACAAAGUACAGGCAGAAAAGUUUGAAGGUCAAUGGUGGGGGUGAAAAUUCAUCAUCAAAUAAUGUAAAAUACAUGCAGAAAGGUUUGGUGUUGGAUGGAGUGGUUAAUGAUGUGACAACCACUUCAUACAGACCCAAGAGGUUUGAAGCUGAAGAUGUACCUAAAGUCACCUCCCCCAGACAGAGAAAAAUGUUGAUGAAUGGUGGAGGGGGAACAGAGACGAGCUUAGAGAGAACACCUUCUUCUUCGUCUUCUUCUUCCACCUUAUCCUCCACACUGUCCUCUCUGUCAUCUGCUUCAUCGGUUUCUCUCUUGUCGUCAUCCUCAUCAAUCUUGAAGCCAUCUUCGUUCGAUGAUGAAGAAGAUGAUGGUUUGGUUGAUAAUAGUAGAGGUGGUGCAGCUGUGGAGAGGAGUGUAAGUAUGGGGAAAAAAGAGGAGAAAACAGUCAAGAUCUCCGAUAUAAUCCAAGUGCGGACACAUUCUGACGAUUUGUCAGAGUGUGAGAGCUCAGAUUCAUUCACAAUAAUUCACGACAUGAAAAAGGCGGCAGAAUACAGGAAUGGGGAUGCUGGUGUGGAGGUGAAUACCAUCAAAACUCUACCCAGUGCACUGUUGCAUGAGAUGCAGGUACAAUCCAAGACUGGCAGAAAUGAGUACCAUGAUAACCCGGUUCUGGAGUGUGUCAACCAGAUUCUUCUGAGGGACCAGGAGGAGUUCCUUGAGGAGCAGAGGGUGUUGAGGAUGAGGGAGAGCGAGAAAAACCAAAGCCAAGAUAAUCUCAACUUGGUGGGAAGGAGCUCAAGUAGAGACGACUUAACCAGGUUGGACCAGGAUAAAAACCUGGUGGUGUCUAGAAGAAUGUUGCAGACCACCUACAAUGAUAAACCUCCAUGUUUGGUGACAUCAUCACAGCUGUCCCUCAUUGGUAGUGUGAGUUUUGAUGAGGAACUGAAUGCUGUGGAUGUGUCGAGCAGGGAGCAAAAAUCCAAACAGCUGAAAAGUGUGGGUAAAAGGAGUUUAAUACCACCAGCAUUACCUCCCAAACCUUUGAAACUGCUCAGUAUGAGAUCACCUGACUUUGAAGCUUCUCAACAGAACAUGAAAUCCAAAAUAUCACCACAAUCUAAACUACCACAAAAGUAUGACCUAGAUAUGAGGUUGUUGGACAACCAACCCAGUUGUCAUCCGAUUAUCAUCGGGAAUGCUUCCCCAGCUCUACCUGAGCCCAAUCCUGACAGCGAGUUGUAUGUGAUAUCCAAUUCAGCGCUGGAUGAUGACUUAGUGCAACAGAUACAAGGGCGGAACAAAAAGUGUGGCAAGGAAUUGAAGAAUGUCUUACAUCCUGAACAGAAGGGGAUGAAUUUGACGCAUGCGUUGAUACAUUUCCCGGCGGGGAAGAAUUGUAGUAGUGGGGGUAAGGAAGUUGUGGGGGUUUCCCCUAGUAAAUUUGAGGAUAAGAGGAAAACUACCCCGGUGAAAAAUAAGCCUGUGAUUAUGGUGGCUUCCCCUGUUUCAACACUGUUAGCUUCUUCUAGUGUGGAGAGUAAGGGUGUGGAGGAAGAAGUGGUCCCGAGUGUGUCUCAGAUGGUGAAGAGGUUCGAGCACCUCAGUGAGGAGAAACUGGAGGGUGACGGCAACACCGCAUUGAUGGAAGACGGCAACAGCGCAUUGAGGGACAAUUUCGAGGAGUUCCGUCUGGACGACAUGGACGUCAUCUGCGGGGUGACAGCUGAGGAGGAUAACGAGAAUAAGGAACCCGAGAAAUGUUUGAGCGGCAGUGUUGACACAACAACGGCCUCGGUGACUGUCACCCCCUCGGAGGCGGGGGUGAGCUAUGAGAACUUCCUCGAGGCAACCGGGUUGAGCCAGAAGUCGAUCAUGACUCCGUCGAGGAUUUUCAGCAACAAUCAUCGGAAUGUGUUGAAGCCCAAGGAUGUGAAGCAUAGGAGUCGGGUCAAGGCGGCGAAUACGAUUUCAAAUCCGACCGUAAGGUAUUGGACGGAGCCGUUUCUUUGAGAGUAAUUAUUCUCAUAGAGAAAAUAAUACUAAUAAUUUGAAUUAUGAUGUAAAACAAAUCUAGAAGCACAGAGAAUUGUUCCGAAAUCAGUUUCCUCCCGAGUAGUU
Nilaparvata lugens (brown planthopper) is the source of this 3280-nucleotide messenger RNA. RefSeq lists its product as uncharacterized. Bases 5 to 3172 code for a protein of 1055 amino acids. Lineage: Eukaryota; Metazoa; Arthropoda; Insecta; Hemiptera; Delphacidae. The record is from RefSeq and is a predicted model, not a curated record. The transcript has a single exon.